AUGUCACUGUCAGAUAGCAGAGUAAAGAUAUGUGGUGCGGAAGAAGGGGAACAGAACAAUGAGUCGUUUGACUUCAAUACUUACGCAACGAAGAAGACAAUAGCCAAAGGUCUUCUUGACGUGGGUCUGCUGAUGUCAAAUGCUUCACAGCUGAAAACUACCAUCAGUCUAGGCUCCUCGCACGAAUACUUUUCUAUAAAUAUCGUUCUCAUCGCAGUUUCUGUCAUCCUGCAAGUCGUUGUCGGAAUUAUGCUGCUCAUUGUUGGAUGUAUGAAAGGGGAAAAUAUGGAAGAAAAGAAUCGCGCCAAUAAGCUAAACAACUUCACCGUUGGUAUUGUUCUAAUGAUUACAGUGAUCAAUGCCUUUAUAGCCGCUUUUGGUGUGCAAGCGUCCGAUUGA
Messenger RNA from Mercenaria mercenaria, 399 nucleotides. Its product is annotated as ninjurin-2-like. Gene Ontology annotation, cellular component: membrane. Lineage: Eukaryota; Metazoa; Mollusca; Bivalvia; Venerida; Veneridae. Gene Ontology annotation, biological process: tissue regeneration; cell adhesion. The coding region runs from base 1 to 399 and encodes 132 amino acids. The transcript is spliced from 2 exons. The record is from RefSeq and is a predicted model, not a curated record.